Trypanosoma brucei brucei TREU927 is the source of this 96-nucleotide messenger RNA. RefSeq lists its product as hypothetical. The transcript has a single exon. The record is from RefSeq and is a predicted model, not a curated record. NCBI's taxonomy places the organism in Eukaryota, Euglenozoa, Kinetoplastea, Trypanosomatida, Trypanosomatidae. The coding region runs from base 1 to 96 and encodes 31 amino acids.
AUGCACGUCACCGCAGCCGUCGUUUUUGUUGUUAAGAGCGACGGUGAUGUCCAUCGCCCCUUGCAGAUGCUCGCGAGGCGAGAAUUGGUUGGGUAA